This is a messenger RNA of Lottia gigantea (owl limpet), 402 nucleotides long. RefSeq lists its product as hypothetical. The transcript has 5 exons. The record is from RefSeq and is a predicted model, not a curated record. Lineage: Eukaryota; Metazoa; Mollusca; Gastropoda; Lottiidae. Bases 1 to 402 code for a protein of 133 amino acids.
AUGACUGAUAUGAAAAUUGUCACAAAAGAAAUUCUUAUAUCACUGGGGAAACAAGUGCUGAUAGGGAAACAUUGCAACAUCACCAAUUCGCCCUGUAGCCACCGAAUUAACCAACUUCCAACCAAUGUUGUAAUAAAAGAACCAGAAGAAAUAUCAUUGAGGCUACAUAUAGUAAUGGUUAUACAAGAUCUCAAUAUCCAAAUGGAUAUUUUCACCUGGCAAGUUAAGAUGGAUUCACUGUCAGUAGUUUUGUUUGGUUCUAGUCCUGUAGUUUGUUGGAGAAGUUUUGGUCAGGUUAAGAUGGAUUCACUGUCAGUAGUUUUGUUUGGUUCUAGUCCUGUAGUUUGUUGGAGAAGUUUUGGUCAGCCUGAGAAAUUUUAUCAGCAAAUGGUUGUGAGAUAA